AUGGACUGGCUGUACAACCUGCUGUUUCUUCUCACCAUUUCCAUCUUUCUGGGGCUGGGUCAGCCCAGGAACCCCAAAAGCAAGAGGAAGGGUCAAGGGCGGCCUGGGCCCCUGGCCCCUGGGCCUCAUCAGGUGCCGCUGGACCUGGUAUCACGGGUGAAGCCAUACGCCCGAAUGGAGGAAUAUGAGAGGAACCUUGGGGAGAUGGUGGCCCAGCUGAGGAACAGCUCCGAGCCAGUGAGGAGGAAGUGUGAGGUCAAUCUGCAGCUGUGGCUGUCCAACAAGAGAAGCCUGUCACCAUGGGGCUACAGCAUCAACCACGAUCCCAGCCGCAUCCCCGAGGACCUGCCAGAGGCUCGGUGCUUGUGUCUGGGCUGCGUGAACCCCUUCACCAUGCAGGAGGACCGCAGCAUGGUGAGCGUGCCGGUGUUCAGCCAGGUGCCCGUGCGCCGCCGCCUCUGCCCGCUGCCACCGCGCACUGGGCCCUGCCGCCAGCGCGCGGUCAUGGAGACCAUUGCCGUGGGCUGCACCUGCAUCUUCUGA
Artibeus jamaicensis (Jamaican fruit-eating bat) is the source of this 543-nucleotide messenger RNA. RefSeq names its product interleukin 17B (gene IL17B). Gene Ontology annotation, molecular function: cytokine activity. Gene Ontology annotation, cellular component: extracellular region. The coding region runs from base 1 to 543 and encodes 180 amino acids. Lineage: Eukaryota; Metazoa; Chordata; Mammalia; Chiroptera; Phyllostomidae. The transcript is spliced from 3 exons. The record is from RefSeq and is a predicted model, not a curated record. Gene Ontology annotation, biological process: inflammatory response.